This is a messenger RNA of Microsporum canis CBS 113480, 2451 nucleotides long. RefSeq lists its product as uncharacterized. The transcript has 8 exons. Gene Ontology annotation, biological process: negative regulation of transcription by RNA polymerase II. The record is from RefSeq and is a predicted model, not a curated record. Gene Ontology annotation, molecular function: transcription corepressor activity. Lineage: Eukaryota; Fungi; Ascomycota; Eurotiomycetes; Onygenales; Arthrodermataceae. Bases 1 to 2451 code for a protein of 816 amino acids. Gene Ontology annotation, cellular component: chromatin; Sin3-type complex.
AUGGAAGCGCCCGCCGGGGGGUUGGGGCGCACAAUACUCGUGGACAACUUAAUGGAAGGAAGAAUGGCGACUCGUCACUAUGCGCCAAGAGUGAAAUUCCCAAUGACAGGGGUAGAGCUGAAGUUUCCACUAAAGGGCUUAUGUUUGCAUGAGAACUUUUCAGGCGCUACCAAAAUACCAAUCAACCGAGACCCUUACAUGCAUGAUGCAGAACAAUACCCCAUUCAGGCAAGGAGAAGUCGAAUUGAGAAUGUGGUGAUUUCACAAGAUAGCUGUCUGACCCUAUCGUUUUUACCCCCGGUCAAGUCUAAUGCAGAAUUACUGCGUUCUUAUGCGCCAUCCGCAACUUCAAUGCAUGAAAAGUUGGACCAGCAGAGUAUCUCGAUGCACCCUUGGACGUUCUUGAAUACUCAAUCGGCCAAUGUAUGGCGAUGUGCUGCUAGUGAUUCUAGACGAAGGAUGAUCAGCUUCCCUCAACUCCCUGGCUGUUGUUGGUUUCAUGAUGGCAGAAGAAUUCAGGAAUAUAUAAGGGCUCGCGAUUUUGCGGAAAUCCGAUCACAAGCCUCUACAGUCUCCAAACUUAUCAGCCAUCUUCAGACUUCUUGCUGCCGAUAUAUCUUGCCUAUCACCUACUCCAUAUUAUCUCCUAUUACGCAGAUCAAUCCGACUAAGUUCUCCGUAUUGAUAAUGGCUCCAGAGAUACCACAUCAAAUGCGAACCCCACCGCCGAAUACUCCCGAGGAAUCAUUGGAGACUGUUGUCACAUCGACGAUGAAGAUAGGUUCAUCGCAACUAUCUGACGGAGUAGCACAUCAAGCACACCCAGAUAAGGGUGCUUCAGCGUCACGUCAGAAACUAUUGAGUGUAAGCUCCCCCUUCAUUACGAUAUCAAACCCUAGACCUCCAUAUUCCUAUACCCAGAUGGUGGGGACGUGGUGGCCAUAUGUUAGUAUGAGCACUCUGCAAGGCAGAAUCAGAUCUUAUCCGAACAAUCAUCGUUUCAUCCUCGGCACGAGUCUUGCAAUAGACAGGAAAAUCAACACAUUACUAACAAUAAUGACCCAGAAAGCUUAUAGGUAUCUUGACCAAGUCAGAGCCCAAUUCAUCGAUCAGCCGGAUAUCUAUAGUACUUUUCUCGACAUCCUAAAGGGUUCUAAGAGUCGAGUAAUCGAUAUUCCUUAUGUCGUCAGCCGUAUAUCCAAACUAUUUGCUAGGUAUCCUAGCCUUAUACAAGGAUUUAAUAUAUUCUUGCCUCCCGAGGAUCAAAUCGAAUGCGACUCUAGCAAUAACCCUAAUACCACUUACCAUUGUAUCGCAAGAUACGAAACAACUCCUAUCUCGCCUAUUAAUCCGCCUGAAAUAUUAGCUACCCCGUUGAAUACGCCGACGGAAUCAUCGGAGCCUGCUGCCCCAUCGAUAACAUAUGAGACCAGCACGCCAACCAGUAUGCUGUCAGAGCAAUUGGGCAUAGGGAAGAAGACGGGAUACCAAAUUGAAUACGGCGCUGGCAAUGACCCAAACACCAUCUGCGUCACUGACUGUCCUGUCGCAAAUAACGCAUUAACGCCGACACAAACUGCACAAGGGGGUGGUAUGAAUGGUGUUGCACCUCAGCAGCCAGAUACUGCAAAAGAUGCUGGGUCAUUCGACUCAUCGACGAUGAUGGAUCCGUGGAGCACGAGCCUGCCGCUCCCUCAAAUGCUCGCCAUAUUGGUACAACCGCCAGAACUCACUCGGCAGAAAAUAGAACUGUUUCCCCCCAUCGUGGUGCGGUUGUUGCAGCCCGGGGACAUGCCAAAUGUCUGCGCUACCGCGACACUGCUCAGCAAUGGCGUAGAUGUUACAGAUCAGCUCGGGGGAGAACUCAUUCAGUCUCCUAUUGACGGAACCUUUCGUUUUCCUGGGUUGACAAUCUAUGGACAAGGGGUGUAUCAUGUCAGGAUAUGCCUAUAUCGACUGGAUUACGACUCUUGUCUGCAAGGUGUGACCCAGGUCGGGUGUGUGGAUAACACUCUAUGGGUUAGACGGCCACUAUUGUAUCAAACAGUGAAUGCCAACACAUGCAUAGACGAUCACACUGCUUACUUUCCCAAUUUGACAAUUCAUGCAAGUUCAUUAGUUAUAAUCAUAGGGCAGAUCGAGUAUUCGAAGUAUAUGGUAUUUAAACCAGUUUCGGAUUUUACAUUAGAGGCUACAAAUUUGAAACAUAGACUCUAUAACUUCAGAGAUAGGUUAUUUCUGGAUAAGGGUAGAGUAUGGUUUGAUAAUGGGGAGAUUGAACAGGGUAAAAGCCUAGAUAACUCAGUCUUGCUUGGUGAUAAUAGGGAGCUAUACCGCAAAAGGACAGAUAGUAAGUUUAAUGGCUUGUUCGUGGGGUUGGAGAGAAGGGUGGCGAUGGUGGUGAAUGGCGACAAUGGCGUCACAUGCAUUGCGCAUAAUGUUUUGAUAUAA